This is a messenger RNA of Ramularia collo-cygni, 1305 nucleotides long. RefSeq lists its product as uncharacterized. The transcript is spliced from 3 exons. The record is from RefSeq and is a predicted model, not a curated record. The coding region runs from base 1 to 1305 and encodes 434 amino acids. Lineage: Eukaryota; Fungi; Ascomycota; Dothideomycetes; Mycosphaerellales; Mycosphaerellaceae.
AUGGAAGCCAACCUAUUCGGUGACAGAGGCCUUGGGGGCAACCUGCCUCCGAACACAGCGCCAUCUGGGGGAGGAGACAAUGACGGAAGUGGAGCAACUCGUGCACCACAACACCACUUGACAAUCGAAGCACUCGACAACCCCCGAUCACUCAUUGUCCAUCCUCGCCCUCACAUCCCUACCGCUACUGCACCAACAGUGUCUGACGUCUGGAUCCCACCUACGCCCGAUCUCUACCUCAACACUGCCCUCGAAGUCCCGCGCAGUCCUCCGCGCCCGACUCGACCUCACGGGUCCAACACAAGACGCAUAAGACCCGCGCACUUCAACACCGCUUUCACUAUCAUCAGAAUGGAAGCACACAACCAGGUCCAGGCCGGCGCUCAUGCCGGCGAGAACGCCAGCGCUGAUCGCCGCGCUGCCCGACUCAACGCCUGGCGCUUGGGAGAGCCCACCCUUGUCGCUGCCUUCCAAGCAGCGCUCCAGCAGUACAAGCUGGAUGACCUUCCCGCCUCCCAGCACUUCGAGGCCCACAUGCAAGACGCAGCCUUCGCCGCCAAGACAGCCGUCCGUACCCACGGCAUAAUGCUGUGGUUCCCCAAACUCCCGAAGGAGGUUGACACCACGCUGACGGCACUCGUCAGCUUCUACCACGGUGAGGCCCGGCAGAUGGUCGACCUCUACCGUAAGGAAGGCCAGGGCGGAUCCUGGAACAGCGCUGCGGAUCUUCACCCUGAGAUCAUUCACGCCGCCACAAGAACGUCGGUCCACUUCGUUGACGCCUCCUCUAUGGAGGUUACCCGCUUCGCACCCUUUGGCAGCUCAGAAAAAGAUCCAACGCCGAUCAAGUGCCCUGGCUUUAUCACGGAGCACUUCGUGGACGAGAGUCAUCUCUGUGCAGAUCUCGUGCGCGUCGUUGCUACCUGCAGGGUCGCGCGCGUCUACCUCAACAGCAAGGUGGCGCUGCGCAGCGCGAAGGAUUAUCGCUGGGAAGAUGCUCGCCAGGCGCUAAUCAAGCUUUGCGCGCAGACAAGUGUCUUACUCCGAAACGCUCUUCACUGGGUCAACAAGCCUGGCGUGGAGGAGGCGACUAUGGUCCUCUUUGGCAACGUUGUCAAGGAGAUCAAGGAGAUCGGCAUCGACGCGCAGACCGAUGUGCUCUUGGUCAAGAUCGCGAGGGGUCGACUCCUAGCGAAAAUGUACGAGCACACGGCGGGCCUCUUAGCGGAAGCCAUUGAAGAGGAGACGGAUGAGGUCGGUGCUUUGAGCGAUGAGUGUGAGGAAAUGGCGGGAGAGUUGCUAUAG